AUGUUAUAUGUACAUGUAUCAUUUCUGUAAUGAGAUGAUGUAUCAGUGCACCGUCUGCGGGAAAUUGCUGUCAGCAGAAUACAAGCUGAAAAGUCACAUGACCAUACACACUGGUGAAAAGAGUUUUACAUGUCAAAUUUGCAAUCAAGUGUUUUCUCAGAAAGGCAAUCUGAAAAGGCACAUGGAUGUCCAUACGGGCGAGAAAAAUUAUAGUUGUGAAAUCUGUGAGAAAUCGUUUGCCGAUAGAAGCAGCGUAUAUAGACAUUUGAAAAUACAUACUGGUGAGAAAAGUUAUAGUUGUAAUCUUUGUGACUAUGAAUGCUCUCGAAAGGAUUCUUUGAAAUCACACCUAGGAACCCACUACAACGAGAAACUGCAUCCAUGCAGUAUCUGCGGUGAAGUGUUUCAUAUGGUAAACGAUGUGAAGAAGCACAUGCUUGUACACAGUGGUGAGAAAAAAUUCCAAUGCCAACUAUGUGAUAAAUCAUUCACUCAAAAAACUGGUCUCCAGUAUCACAUGGCAAUACAUACAGGAGAGAAGAGGUAUAGAUGUGAGGUGUGCAGUAAAGAAUUUUAUGCGAGAGGUACUCUAACUAACCACAUGAAAGUACAUACUGGUCGAGUGAGGAACUAUAGUUGUAGAAGCUGUGGUAAUGCUUAUACUGCAAAAAGCUCUCUUCUGAAGCACAUGACAAAACAUACUGGAAACAAGAGCUGAAUGUGUAUAAUUAUUAUGAUAUCAUAGUAUAACAAAAGAGCAUUAUCAUGGUACAUUUGUUUAGCAAAAGGAAACCACUCGGACAAUAUUUACUAGUUAUCAUGGUUUCAAAGCAGCACAUCUUUAUCAAAAAUUUGUAAAUCUUUAAUUUACAAUCAAAUCAUGAAAGACAUAUUUUAUAGUAUUAUUUAUGUUUGUACAAAUAUUUGAUAAUGCAUGUGUGAAUGUGUUUGUAGUAUGUUAAAUGUGACAUAAUUUUUCGUUUUUUUUUUAUCACAACCAUACAACCCUGUUACUUAUGCAGUGACAGAAAUCUCUGUUUAAUUUUGACAACUUAUUACUAAAAUAUAUUAGCAAUUACUGUAUAAUUAUGUCAAUAUUUAUAAUACUGUGUCACUUUUCAUUGGAUAAUCGUGACGUUUAUAUAGUUUUAUAUACAUGGCUGCUGUCAAUUCUCAUAGAAAUCUCAAUUUUUUCUCAAAAAAAAGGAAGUUUGGUGUAUUAUUAAUUCAUUUUAAAUAUUCCUGACCAUAUUCCUGACCAUAUAUAUUGUUUGUUUUGCAUGUACAUGUAAGAUUGAAAUAUAUUUCUAUGAGUGAACACCAGAUGCAAUAUUUUCAUUUACAUACAUAUAAUGGACGUUUUCGGGAGUUUUCAUCUACACAUACAGGCAGAAUUAAAACUGUUUAAUAGAAUUUCUUAAAAUUUGGCAUGUUGUUAGAAUGACAGAAAUAUUUUGAUUGAAAAACAGUUGGGUGUCACUGACUUCUGUUUAUUUGUUCAUAAUUUUAUACAUAUAGUCUAUUAGAACUGUCAUAAUAUGUAUUUUACUUGAAAUAAAAUAUACUAUUUUA
This is a messenger RNA of Ruditapes philippinarum (Manila clam), 1572 nucleotides long. Its product is annotated as gastrula zinc finger protein XlCGF57.1-like. The record is from RefSeq and is a predicted model, not a curated record. Lineage: Eukaryota; Metazoa; Mollusca; Bivalvia; Venerida; Veneridae. The transcript has a single exon. Bases 8 to 718 code for a protein of 236 amino acids.